AUGGCAUCAGAUGUUUCCUCGCUGGGUGCAGCCGUCGGCUCCGGGAACCCCGGACCGGGUGCGCAAGCUGGAGGAGCCAUCGCUCAGAGAGCCAACAAGAGGCGUCCUGGGCUUGAUUUUGAUGAUGAUGGAGAAGGGAACAGCAAAUUCCUCAGAUGUGAUGAUGACCCGAUGCCAAACGAUAAAGAGAGAUUUGCCAGGUCUGAUGAUGAACAGAGUUCAGCGGAUAAGGAGAGACUUGCCAGGGAAAAUCACAGCGAGAUUGAACGUAGGCGAAGGAACAAGAUGACUGCCUACAUCACAGAGCUGUCAGACAUGGUGCCCACCUGCAGUGCCCUGGCCCGCAAACCAGACAAGCUCACCAUCUUGCGCAUGGCUGUCUCUCACAUGAAGUCCCUGCGCGGCACAGGCAAUACCUCCACUGACGGCACCUACAAACCCUCCUUUCUCACUGACCAGGAACUCAAACACCUGAUCCUAGAGGCAGCCGACGGCUUUCUGUUCAUCGUGUCCUGUGAGACCGGGAGGGUGGUCUACGUCUCUGAUUCCGUGACUCCUGUCCUGAACCAGCCCCAGUCGGAGUGGUUUGGCAGCACCCUGUACGACCAGGUGCACCCAGAUGACGUGGGCAAGCUGAGGGAGCAGCUCUCCACAUCGGAGAAUGCGCUGACAGAAGGAACCAAACCCUGGUGCCUUUCUAACAAGGAUCCUGCAGCCCCCCCUGAGAAUGCAUCUAAAGGUCGCAUCCUAGAUUUAAAGACGGGGACUGUCAAGAAGGAAGGUCAGCAGUCCAUGAGGAUGUGUAUGGGUUCACGGAGAUCUUUCAUCUGCCGAAUGAGGUGUGGCAACAGCUCAGUGGAUCCAGUCUCUGUGAAUCGUCUCAGCUUUAUGAGGAAUCGCUGCAGGAAUGGCUUAGGUGCAGCCAAAGAGGGCGAACCUCACUACGUCGUGGUGCACUGCACGGGCUACAUAAAAGCCUGGCCCCCCGCAGGUGUCUCACUGCCUGAUGAUGACCCGGACGCUGGCCAGGGCAGCAAGUUUUGCCUCGUGGCUAUUGGCAGGCUCCAGGUCACUAGCUCACCCAACUGCACAGACAUGAACAAUGUUUGUCAGCCAACAGAGUUCAUCUCCCGACACAACACCGAAGGCAUUUUCACUUUCAUAGAUCACCGCUGCGUGGCUACGGUUGGCUACCAGCCGCAGGAACUUCUGGGGAAAGACAUCGUGGAUUUCUGCCACCCGGAAGACCAACAGCUUUUGCGGGACAGCUUUCAGCAGGUGGUGAAGUUAAAAGGCCAGGUUCUGUCAGUCAUGUUCCGAUUCCGAUCCAAAAACCGGGAAUGGCUCUGGAUGAGAACCAGCUCCUUUACCUUCCAGAACCCCUACUCGGAUGAAAUUGAGUACAUCAUCUGUACCAACACCAACGUCAAGAACUCGAGCCAGGAGUCUCGGCCUGCCCUGUCAAACUCAAUGCAGAGGCCCCAGCUGGGGCAGGGUGUCAGCCUUCCCCUGGAGAUGGGCACAGCACAGCUGCCCGCAAGGCAGCAGCAGCCGCCACAACAGACGGAGCUGGAAGUGGUCCCAGGAAGAGAGAGCCUGUCUGGUUACGACCACUCGCAGGUUCCUGUUCAGCCUGUGACUGCCGCCGGCCCAGAGCACAGCAAGCCCCUGGAGAAGGCAGAGAGCCUUUUUAAUCAGGAGCGGGACCCAAGGUUCAGCGAAAUCUACAGCAGUAUCAAUACAGACCAGAACAAAGCUAUUCCUGCCAGCACCGUGCCUGCCAACCAGCCCCUCUUCACGCAGGGAAACACUUUCACCCCGUCGCGACCUGCCGAGAACUUCAGGAGCAGCAGCAUGGUACCUCCCGUGAACAUUAUUCAGCAGCAGCCCUCCUCAGCGGGCCGGAUCUUGGCACAGAUUUCACGCCACUCCAACCCAGCUCAGGUCAGCGGAACCAACUGGGCUGCAGGGACACGGCCAGCGUUCACACCCCAGCAAGUGGCGUCCCAGACGGUGAAGACUCGGCCCCCUUCCUUCAGCAUGGGGACUUUCCAAGGCACCCCGUCCUCCUUCAGCACCAUGACGGCACCUGGCUCUACAGCUUCUCCUACGGGCGCUGCUUACCCGAACCUUGCCAGCCGUGGCACGGGCUUCACCACGGAGGCAGCGCAGACCCCCGCUCCGUUCCAGACGCGGGCAACCGAAGGUGUGGGGAUGUGGCCGCAGUGGCAAGGACAGCACCACGGCCCGGCGUCCGGGGAGCAACACGUGCAGCAGCCGCAGCCAAGCCAGCCUGAGGUCUUCUCAGACAUGCUGACAAUGCUGGGAGACCAAGGACCCAACUACAACAAUGAAGAGUUCCCAGAGUUGAAUAUAUUCCCUUCUUUUUCAGAAUAAAAUAAGCCCUAGGGGAAGCAAAUUAUAGCUCUAUAUAAUAUCCAUGCGUAAAGGAAAACACCUAAGUCUUUUUUUCAAAGACUGCUGAACUUUCUAAACACUUCCUACCUUCUGGAGGCGAAGCUCUGCCCGACAGCCUGGAGGACGGAUGCCACGCAGGAGGAAGGUGGGGUGGUUUGGGCACCUCCUCCGUGCGGUGCUGGCAGUGGGGGACCGCUCGCCUGGAGGCUUCAGGACUCGGUGCUGCGAGAGCAGCCGCGCUCAUUGACCGGAGGCCCCGUGUUUCCGGCGCCGCUCGCGAGCGGUUUUCGUUCUGCACGCCGGGCUGGUCGGAGGGACUCCUGCCUGGGUUACAGACAGCCCCUCCAAACUCCUAAGGUGGCUUUUACUGGUUUUACUUCAGUCUUCUAUACCGUGACUCUUUUUCUAUAAAACACAAAGUAUUGUAACUUUUUUAAAUAUUGGAAGAAACUCUUCCAAGCGUUAA
Molecule: messenger RNA, 2884 nt
Organism: Nipponia nippon (crested ibis)
Lineage: Eukaryota; Metazoa; Chordata; Aves; Pelecaniformes; Threskiornithidae
Source: RefSeq, a predicted model, not a curated record